CGUGGAAAACACCAAAGGCCCAUUUCCAGCAGUGAAGAGGGAGCCAAAGAUAAGGAGAGAGUGUUGGUUUGAAGGGACAAGGAAAAAAAAGACCAUGGCAAUUCAACUGAAACACCACCACACAUCAACCUUAAACAAACACCUCCAGCCACCAUUCUCUGCCGCCCCUCAGCCGCGCUCAGCCUCUCUGAGAGUGCAUGCAGUCUUAGGCGGCAGAGCUCAGGAGCUAAUAAAAUCCGGUGCUGUCACCCCCAUACCACCGAAAUAUGCAGCCUCACAAAUCCAGUCACAGGGGUACACAUUGCUUGACAUCAGGCCAGAGUGGGAGAGAGAGAAGGCACGUGUCUCGGGUUCACUUCACGUGCCACUUUUCAUCGAGGAUAAGGAUAUGAGCCCCAUCACAUUGUUGAAAAAAUGGGUUCAUUUCGGGUACAUUGGUUUGUGGACCGGACAGUAUUUCACUAUGAUAAAUCCUGAUUUUCUUGAACAAGUGGGGAAUGUGGUUCCUGGUAAAGAUUCUAAGCUGCUCGUGGCUUGCGGAGAGGGACUAAGGUCUUCGAUGGCUGUUGCGAAGUUAUACAAAGGGGGGUAUAAGAAGUUGGGGUGGUUAGCCGGAGGGUUUAAUCGAUCCACGGAAGAUGAUUUCGAAAGAGUUGAAGGACCUGAGAAAUUGCAGUAUGCUGCAAUUGGAGGUGCAUCGUACUACUUCCUUAAGUUGCUUCUUAUAUUACAAGCUGUGGGAAAGAAAACUUGAUCCCGUGAAAGCAACAAACAUUUGUAUUUUGGUGUGAAGUUAUUCGAUACAUUGCACAUAUGACAAUGCUUUCAGAAUGAAUAUGUCAAUUUUUAUUCA
Molecule: messenger RNA, 853 nt
Organism: Erythranthe guttata (spotted monkey flower)
Lineage: Eukaryota; Viridiplantae; Streptophyta; Magnoliopsida; Lamiales; Phrymaceae
Product: Rhodanese/Cell cycle control phosphatase superfamily protein
Cellular component (GO): chloroplast
Source: RefSeq, a predicted model, not a curated record